Messenger RNA from Prorocentrum cordatum, 1218 nucleotides. The record is from the annotation of a GenBank genome assembly. Lineage: Eukaryota; Dinophyceae; Prorocentrales; Prorocentraceae.
AUGUGGCCAGGCAGUCGUUGGUAUAAUUCUAGACUCUACAUGCGGUCUUUGUUCUCAUCCUGUGGCAGUAGCGAUACUUGUUGUUUUCGCAUUCGCGGCAGCAUGCGUAAGCAGGAGGACGGACAUGCGGUCAGCAAGUCGUUGGUUAAAUUCCAGCAACAUUCCGGCAAGAGGCUCUCAGGCGCUCAGGAACCGCCGCUUAACCGCUCAGGCGUUCAGGAGCCUCCGCAAAUCGCUCGCGCGCUCAGUAGCCUCUGCAAGGUUGUUCAGGCGCUCGUGAGCCACUGCGGAGCGCUCAGGCGCCCCGAUGUCUCUGCAAAGCGCCCAGGCGUUCAGAUGCUUCUGCAAAGUGCCCAGGCGCUCAGAUGCUUCUGCGAGGCGCUCCGGCGCUCAGAUGCCUCUACGACGCGCCCGGGCUUUCUGAAGCCAUUGCAGGGCGCUUUGGCGGUCUCUUCCGCAGAGCGCCCAGGCGCUCAAAAGCUUUUUCACGGCGCCAUGGCGUUCAGAAGCUUCGAUGGAAACUCGGGCGCUCAGAAGCUUCUGCAAAGCCCCCAGGCGCUCGGAAGCCCGUGCAGAACGUUCAGUCGCUCAGAAACCUGCGCAGAGCGCUCAGGCGCUCAGAAGCUUCUGCAAUGCUCAGAAGCCUCUGCAGAGCGCGCAGGCGCCCAGAAGUCUUCCUCAGAACGCCCUUUGUCCCAGAUGCUUCCGCAGAGCGCUCCGGCGCUCAGGCGAUUUUGCAAAUCGCCCCGGCGCUCAGAAGCCACUGCGGGGCGCUCAAUCGGGCGCAAUUUUCUAGAGAGCGUCCAGGCGAAUAACAGUUUCUGCAGAACGCUCGGGCGCUCGCAAGCCUCUGCAGAGCGCUCAGGCGCUCGGGAACUGUUGCAAAGAGCUCGGGCGAUCAGAAGCCUCUGCAGAACGCACAGGCGCUCAGAAGCUUCUGCAGAUCGCUCAGGCGUUCAGAAGCCUCUGCGCAGCGCCCAGGCGUUCAGAGGUUGUUGCAGCACGCUUAGGCGCUCAGAAGUUUCCGCAAAGCGCCCAGGCGCUCAGAAGCCACUGAAGGGCGCUCAGGCGGUCACAAUCCUUUGCAGAGCUCCUGCGAAGCGCUCAGGCGCUCAGGAGCCUCUGCGUAGCGCCCAGGCGCUCAGAUGCCGCUCGGGCGCUCAGAAUCCUUCGCGGAGCUCCGCGCCCAGCUGCCUCUGCAGAGCGCUCCGGCGCUGA